AUUUUGACAGUUUGUGUCGUUCGAGUUGGGUCGACGAUUAUUUACGAUUUAUAGUUAAAACUUUAAUUAAAGUAUGGCUUAUUUGAAUAGAUAAUUGGGCUUAAACUUCGUCGGCCCUUUCUAUUCCAUAUAGUUACCUAUUUCCUAUCUAAAUACCGCGAAGGUUAGGUUAGGAACCGCCUGGUAAUAAGUACACGUAUGCAGUGUUUCUGUUUGUGAUUUAGUCCAGUUUGGCUUGAAAUGACGUGAAUCUUCUUCCGAAAUAAAAUAAGGUCAAGAUGCUUCCCCUAACACAGAAAGAUACCCGAGUUCCGCGGGGCACUUUGGGCGGAAUAAGAGAGAAAAUUCAAAAUUGGCUCAGGUUGAUAUAUUCUGAUAAGAAUUCAAGGAAUUUAUUUAUGUUUCUUCUAUUGAAUUUAUCAUUUGCAUUUGUUGAGCUGUUCUACGGUGUUUGGACCAAUAGCUUGGGCCUGAUCUCGGAUGCAUUCCAUAUGUUCUUUGAUUGCACUGGCCUGGUGGCCGGGCUGGCAGCGUCUCUGGUCUCAAAAUGGCGGGCAAACGAAAGGUUUUCCUACGGCUACGCAAGGGCUGAAGUCUUAGCCGGAUUCGUAAACGGAUUGUUCCUGUUAUUCAUUGCAUUUUUCAUCAUGAGUGAAGCUGUGGAACGAGCAAUAGAACCCCCUGAGGUAAAACACGAGCGUCUGCUCCUCGUGUCGAUCCUCGGCUUCCUCGUGAACAUGGUGGGCAUAUACGCGUUCCACCACGGCCACGGGCAUGGGCACGGCCACUCGCACGGCGGCGACCACGGCCACUCGCACAACAACCACGGCCACGGCCACUCGCACGACGACCCCGAGGCGCCCACCGGGGCCGGCUCCGCUAUCAUGCGGGGAGUCUUCCUACACGUGCUCGCAGACACGCUCGGCUCAGUCGGCGUCAUCAUAUCCGCGAUCCUCAUGCGAAUGUUCGGCUGGAUGCGAGCGGACCCCAUCUGCUCGAUGGCCAUCGCUUUGCUCAUCGCCGCGAGUGUGAUACCUCUAGUGCGGGACUCCGCGGGAGUUUUAAUGCAGCGGACUCCAAGCUCGAUAGAGCGGUUAUUGCCUAAUUUGUACACCCGAGUAGUGGGGCUAGCGGGCGUGCACGCGGUGCAAGAACCGCACUUCUGGACCCUGUGUAGUGACGUUCACGUCGGUGCUCUGAAAUUAGAAGUGGCUCGGGAGGUGGACCCGAGGUACGUGACCGAGCAAGCCGCGCGGAUAUUCCGCGAGGCCGGAGUGAAACACCUCACCGUCCAACUGGACUACUCGCCCCUUUGAUCCUAAGCUUAAAUCACAAAUGUACAGUUCCACAGAGUGGAUGAGGUUUUUAUUGUAUAUAGAGAAUGUGAUCUACUGCUACUAUCCGUGCGUUGUGCGAUAGCAAAUUAUUACAAUUAAUUUUUAUUUUAUAUUUAUUCAUAGUGUUGUGAUAUAGGAAAAAUCUUAUGUUUUUUUACCUUUUGGCCUAGGCGCAGACCAUCAACUUUUAGUUGGCCGAUAGUUGUAUUCGAUUUUAAUUUGUAUGAAGAAUCGGCCGAUACCAAAUCGGUGUAAUGUGCGCACUUCCAUACAUGCCCAUACUGAUUAACUACCCGACUAAACUAUCGGCCAACUAAAAGUCAGUGGUCUGCGCUUAGGCUUAAUCGCCUCCGAUAAUUUUGUGUCAAGUGUAUUUUUGGCGAUGUUUGGUGUAUUUUAAUACAAACGAAAUAUUUUUGUUUUAAUAAAUAGGAUAGCAGUCAAAUAUCGCCUCAUCUUAAAUAAUUCUUCUGUAUAUGUAUUAAAACUUAUCUAAACUUUUUAAUUUAAGUAAUGUUACGUUUUAUAGUUCUUUAUAUCUUUUAUGAAUAGUGUAAUAUUCCUUAUAUUUUUACUUCAAGAAUUUAUUUUAUCUAGAGUAGCUGCUUUGUAUUAAUGAAAUUGGUUUUAAAAUGCAUUUCUGUUGAUACACAUUCCAGUAUUCCUUUUCUAGUAGUGUUGAAAGUUGUCAUCGAAUCGAAUGUCUAAUGAUUACUUGAAUUGUAACAUCUAACAUUAAAAUGAACAUGUAAAUGAGUGUAUAAAGUCCGUAAUUUGAGAGAUUAUAAUUUGACAGUCGGAAAAGAAGUUAUAUCAUGCUUACAAAGGUCUUAACCUUUUCAACGCCAAUGACGGAUACAUCCGUACAUCAGGUUGACCGCCAACGACGGAUUAAUCCGCCUUAAAAAUGAUGUGAGUAUUAUGUGAAGUGAAUAAUAAUGAAUACAAUGAUUAUAUUGAUAUCGUAUUUUAUCAAGCGUGGCGUCAGAGUGAUGGCUUUUGUAUUUGACGUGGCGCUGAAAAGGUUAAGAGCUGCAGAACUCGGAAUUAAAAUUGAGAAACAAAUAAAAGCCUUCUUAGGAGCGAGGAGAGUUGAAGUCAUACUUAUUAUGUUGAUGAGACGAACAGUAAUGCCUGAACCGUAAUUUCAAAUGGGAUCUGUUCAUCACUUUUACUCAUAUCAAGAUGUUCUCAUGAGUGAAAGCGACAAAUAGACCCUAAAUUAUGGAAACUGCUUUAUGAGUCUUGUUGAAAUGAGUCGAACGUCAAAUUCUUUCAUCGUUCUAUUGCUUGUAUCUAAAGCUCUCUGGGCCUUAUUACAAAAAAGUUAAACCCAGGACGAACUGACAUUUCCAUACUAAAAUAAGGGGGUCUUUGUCAACCAAUUGAAGUAAUGCUCUCCCUAACUGGCAUUUUCGCUAUUGUAAUUAGUAAUUUUAGAUCCUCUAUUACCUACUUGAGUGAUUUUGAAUCACAAACUAAUCAUAAAUACAAAUUGUAUUUAAUGUAAUAUAGCUUAACUAAAUCCAAGUUUUUAUAGUGUAAAGAUCUCGGAACCGCGAGUUUUAGUUUAUAUUUCUAUGGGUUGAUAUACCCUAACUUUUGGCAACCAUAACGCCUUGCGAUUAAUCACUUGCAAUACCAUGCUCGGCAGAUUCGAAGUUUUAUUUUGCAUCAAUUGUAUGUUUCGGCAUUUUUUAUCUUAUUCGCCCACCGAAGCGAAGAUAUAUCCCCUAAUUAUUUGUCAAUGUGCAUCAACCGUAUCAAAUAGAAAUUGUUUAGAUAAAUAAAUAAAUAAUGCCAUCAUUCCUUAACAAGUGAAUGUGUCAGUGAACGGGUUAAUUAAUUAAUCUUUCAUAGAGACAAUGCCUUAGCGACACUGUUCAGCGGCAGUUGUCAGCGAAUAUACAUUAAAAUAAAAAGUUUUAUACGAACUUAUUAUUAUUUUUUAAGUUAUUAAACACGUUCGGUGACACUUUCACAUAAUAAAAUAUUAAGGAAUUCGCAUUUAUAAUAUUAGUAGGACUAUGUCUUACAUAAUAUUAUUCUUUUAAAGUACAUUUUAUUGGAUAGCCAAUGCAAUGUACACAAAAGAAACUUAAGGUCACACGAUUUUAUUGUAAACAAGUAUUCUACAACUUUUUGGCCCUUGGAGGCGAUAGUAAAAUUUAAUUUAAUUGUUCGAACCCCGAAAAUAAAAUAUCUAUUUAAUUUUA
Ostrinia nubilalis (European corn borer) is the source of this 3553-nucleotide messenger RNA. RefSeq names its product zinc transporter 7 (gene ZnT86D). The transcript is spliced from 3 exons. Gene Ontology annotation, molecular function: zinc ion transmembrane transporter activity. Gene Ontology annotation, biological process: zinc ion import into Golgi lumen; intracellular zinc ion homeostasis. The coding region runs from base 279 to 1316 and encodes 345 amino acids. Gene Ontology annotation, cellular component: membrane; Golgi apparatus; cytoplasmic vesicle. The record is from RefSeq and is a predicted model, not a curated record. Lineage: Eukaryota; Metazoa; Arthropoda; Insecta; Lepidoptera; Crambidae.